CAAAGCACUCUUGCAGUCCCCAACCUCUCUCCUCAUCUUCUGCCUUAUUCUAGCAGGUGUAUUGACGUCACCUGUUUCCAUUGCAGAAAAUUUCCGUAGAAAGUGCUCAAGAAAAUAGCAGUGAAGGCUGGAGUAAGAGUGAAUACGCACAUUUAGGGUCAGGGUCCGAAGAGAAAUCUGGUCACUUGAUUUGAACACUCCAAGCUGUACAGGCAAAACGUCAAGUGGACUCGCUUCCAACUGCGUCUCUCAAUUUGUUCCAGCGGAAUUAUUUCGCGGGACAGUGAUUCUCUGCUUUGCAAUUUUGGGGAAAGAAUUGCCAAUGCUGCUAACCCUCUUGCCUCUGAUUUUGACGACGAACUAAAACCUGCAAUUCAUUGACAUUUUUCAUCAAGAUGGAAUUGUGGAGCAGCAAACUAUCUCUUCAGUUUAUCCUAUGUAUAUAUCUACUGCAAGGCUGCUGGGGAGCACAUGGGAAAUUUGCCCAAAAGCUGCUGAAUGAUUUAUUCACCAACUACACAAGUGCAUUGAGGCCAGUGGAGGACACUGAUAAAGUCAUGAACGUCACACUGCAGAUCACCCUGUCCCAGAUCAUCGACAUGGAUGAGCGGAAUCAGAUCCUUACAGCCUACCUAUGGAUUCGACAGGUGUGGUUUGAUGCCUACCUGAGCUGGAAUAAGGAUGAUUAUGAUGGACUUGAUACCAUCCGCAUACCUAGUAGUUAUGUAUGGAGACCUGAUAUAGUCCUAUAUAACAAUGCUGAUGACCAGUUCACUGGCUCAAUGGAGACCAACGUGGUGAUCCGGCACGAUGGGCAAAUCAUGUGGGACUCACCAGCCAUCACCAAGAGCUCCUGCAAAGUGGACGUCUCCUUCUUCCCCUUCGACUCACAGCAGUGCCGGCUGACCUUCGGCUCCUGGACCUACAACGGGAACCAGAUCGACAUCGUGAACGCGCUGGACAGCGGGGACCUGACUGAUUUCGUGGAGAACGUGGAGUGGGAGGUCCUGGGAAUGCCGUCCAAGAAGAACGUCAUCCUCUACGGCUGCUGCUCAGAUCCCUACCCGGACAUCACCUACACACUGCUGCUGAAGAGGAGAGCCUCCUUCUACAUCUUCAACCUGCUCCUCCCCUGCGUCAUGAUCUCCUUCCUGGCUCCGCUGGGGUUCUAUCUGCCUGCCGACUCGGGAGAAAAAGUGUCUCUGGGGGUCACUGUUCUGCUGGCGCUCACCGUCUUUCAGCUGCUGGUGGCGGAGAGCAUGCCCCCUUCGGAAAACGUGCCACUCAUAGGAAAAUACUACAUAGCCACAAUGACCAUGAUUACUGCCUCAACUGCACUGACUAUCUUUAUUAUGAACAUCCAUCACUGUGGCCCAGAAGCCAAGCCUAUCCCCAUAUGGGCAAAGAAGGUCAUCUUGGAGUACAUGGCCAAGAUCUUUUUUGUCUAUGAGGUGGGAGAGAGUUGCCUCAGCCCCCAGCCGCCUGUGCAAACAGAGCCCAGACCUCAGCAGGACGAAGGUAGGACUGUGAAUGGACAGGCCAGGAAGGAAGACUUUGCAUUGAAGGUGAGGAGGAAUCAAGACGGAAUGGCGCAGAAGCUUCAGGAAGACCAUGAAGACUUGGAACAAGGGGUGAGCCCAAGCCUCUCGAUGGUAAAUGUACCCGCCAACUGCUACAACUCCUGUAAGGAGGAAGGCAAACAUGUCAGCUUAGACAGAGGUGAAAGCAGUGAUUGUGGUGGUGGCAAAGGGUGUUGCAAAGCCCAGUGCCUGUGCCACAACCAGAGCCUCCUGAGGAACAUUGAGUUCAUUGCCAACUACUACCGUGAUCAGAGAGCCACCCAAAAACGGACUGGUGAGUGGAAGAAAGUGGCUAAGGUCAUGGACCGCUUCUUUAUGUGGAUCUUCUUCAUCAUGGUCUUUUUCAUGAGCCUGCUCAUCUUGGGGAAAGCCAUUUAAUAGGAAAGCCAAUGAAUAUCAUUAUAUGAAGAUAACUGUAAGGUCUGCAAGGAGUCAAAGCAAGUGAGUGGGGCAUCUGGAACCAAAAAGACCGCUUUUCCUGUGUUUUCUUAAAACAAAAUGUUAUGUGACUAAAAACCGAUUAAAACUGAUAAAAAAUAAUUGCCCAGAUUUUAUAGAGAAAACAUUUUAAAAGGAACAUAUUCAUUUUAUGAAUAUUCCCAACUUCAGGAUAGAGAGAACUUUGUCUUGAACACUAUGCCUGAUGUUACCUUUAUUCUUUUAUUUACACUACCGUUGUCAAGGGGCUGACAACAAAUAUAUAUAUAUAUAUAUACAGUAUAUAUAUAUAUAUAUAUAGUUAUGAGGGUGAAUAACAUAUUCAGAAAAUCAAUGGCUGAUAUGUAAAAGAAGGACUCAUUUUAUAGGCCAGUGCAUGUAUUCAAUGGCUAAGCACAUAGGAGGGACUAAAUGAGCUUGUAUUUUGAGGCAGUACUCUUUCUCAACUGGUAUCUGUAGCUUUGAGUAAAUGCAGGCUCCAAGGUUUCAAGCUCAACGCUCUUUAAAAGCACCAUUUUUCCACAGACCUUUCGAGUUUCAAAACCCAUAUAAUGUUAAAUAAAUAAAUAAUACAUGUAUUUAUUGGGACUAAUUAGUGGUCUGUUGAUUGACAAUCCAGUUAAUAGUACUGUAUGUGUGGUGCGUGACCAAGCAGUUCUCAAACACACAUUUAUAUAGAGAUUAUUAUGAAAUCAAGAAUUGUGUUUUUGGUGUAUGAUAUGGCAUUUUGUAACAUUUAAAAUAGGUGGUUCCUUGUGCUAAUAAGCCAAUAGGAUUGACAGAUACAAAAUAAUGAUAGUAGCCUGUUAAUCAGAAUAAGACCUAUCUGUUCUUUGUUGGGUAAAAGCACAAGUUCUGUUCACACACUGACACCUGCAUACUUAACCUUGAGCAGUGAAACACCCAGUAUAGUACAUUAAAACAGUACAAAAUAAGUCCUUUUUCUGUCUUUCAAGGAUACUAAAAUGACUCUGCUACACUUGUUCAGAAGAAAUACACAACAAAAAAAUGUUCCAGUGAAAAUCUCAGCAUGAUCCUACCUGCUUUGACUUUUACAUUAUUUAUUUAUUUGGCAAAAAGUUCUUAAACAUUUCAAAGAUAUAUAUCAACAAACCGCCACUCUGUUAGAAUUUGUUUUUAAAAUGGUGUAUUCUAUCGUAGCUCUUUACAAAGUGUAUUUCUGUAUACAUUAAAUGUUGGAUACAGACUGCACUGUAGAAUAUUAAACUUAAUCAGCAUUAUAUUUCUUUGGUCUUUAUAAAAAAAAUGUUUUACAAAAAUGCAACAAAAGCUCAAUGUAGUUCUUAACUUCUUAUGUAUUUCCAUGCAAGGUGUGUAUUUUCCUUUUUCUUUAAAUGUUGGUAUAAUUCUACAGUGUAAAGUAGGAAUAAGAUUACAGUUUUGCUUGCUUGUGAUGAUGUCAUCUGGGUAUAUAUUUCACCAUUACAGCCAAUUACAUUAGAACCGAUUGGUUUAGCUGAUUCUAGUUGAGCCUUGAAGUAACUUAUAUAGUUCAGUUUGACUAAAAACACCAAAUUCAGAAUAGCUUGUGCAUAUGCCAGUUUAUCUACAAAAAAACUAACCUGACUGCAUUUCCAAUCUUUUCCCACUAAUUGGCCUUUGAAUUCUGUUGUACUGUACAAAGUGCCAAACUGCAUUGCUUUUAAAGACAAUUGCUGUACAUAAUUGCCAAGUCCAGUGAGUCAUUAGUGUUGGCUCUAACCUUUGGUUUCCCCUGUUAAAGUUUGAAGCUUGCAAUGUCCUGAAUAUUAGUUGUAGCUGCAAAAAGAAGAGAAAACUAUUUUUUGCAAAGGUUUUAAAAAACACUAUGGCACAGGGCUUGCAUAACAUUGCUUAUAUAAAGUUGGAUUUUGGCACUGGCAAAGUGCAAGCUUUGGGAAUUACAAAUAUGCCCCCAGUUAAUUCCAUGUUUAAUUAACUAUGAGCAGCAAUACAGCUUGUUUGAAGCCUCAGCUCAGAAUUGUAUCAGCACUCAUAUUUCAGUCUUACUAAAUAAGUGCAUACAGUACUGGUGCUGGUUUUAGGAUGCUAAAAUGUGGAGGGUACCAGAUACGUGGACACUCGGUUCCACAGAGAGCUUACCCACUAACCUUUCACAUAUUUCACUUGAAGGACCUGAUAACAUAUUGAGUAAAACAACAGAAUAAAUCUACAUUCCAUCUUGCUACCAUUACCUUUGGCUCCAGUGCUUUAUUGUGCAAUGAGAAAAUAACUGUAAAAAAGCAACUUUAUUUUGUAAAUACAACAGUAAUAUAUACAUCAAUAAAUGUUUCAAUUUACA
Messenger RNA from Acipenser ruthenus (sterlet), 4320 nucleotides. RefSeq names its product neuronal acetylcholine receptor subunit alpha-10. Gene Ontology annotation, cellular component: synapse; postsynaptic membrane; neuron projection. The coding region runs from base 396 to 1958 and encodes 520 amino acids. Gene Ontology annotation, biological process: regulation of membrane potential; monoatomic ion transmembrane transport; nervous system process. The transcript is spliced from 5 exons. The record is from RefSeq and is a predicted model, not a curated record. Gene Ontology annotation, molecular function: acetylcholine-gated monoatomic cation-selective channel activity; transmembrane signaling receptor activity. NCBI's taxonomy places the organism in Eukaryota, Metazoa, Chordata, Actinopteri, Acipenseriformes, Acipenseridae.